AUAAUACCGUCAGCUAUGAUGUCAUAGUAUUGAUUGCGGAUGGCGGACUCUGAUGCAUUCGAGGAAGAAUUCGGGUCGAUUUCACAAUAGUAAGAAAACAUCGACCAAAGAAACCAAUAAGACAAUUGGUGACGAAUCUGUGCAUCAUAGAAACGUUAGACACUUCGCUUUACCGAUUUUAUUAUUCUUCUAUUUUAUUCGAUUUGUCGCUUUCCAUCUGUGGAUAGGCCUAACAAAGCUAUAUCAUACUAGUGUAUAUUUUACCAAAAAUGAAGCGUCGAACGCUUGUAUUGCUCCGCCUUCACCUAGAAAAAACGUUGAACAAUCAAAUGUAACGAUGUCAAAACCAACACCGGGUCCUGGUGAGCCAGCACUUGCCUUACAGAAACAUCAUCAUAGGAAGGCAUUUGAAUAUGUAUCAAAAGCUUUGAAAUUAGACGAAGAGGACAAAGGUCGUAAAGAUUUAGCGGUUGAUUUAUAUAAAAAAGGUAUAGAAGAAUUGGAAAAGGGUAUAGCAGUGGAUGUUAGCGGUCCUGGUGAUGCUUUUGAAAGAGCUCGUCGACUUCAAGAAAAAAUGAGAACUAAUUUAAUCAUGGCGAAGGAUAGAUUGCAAGUUUUAGAGGUUUUGUUGAAAACGACGAAGGAAGAUACAUCGCUAUGUCCAGCUAACGAAAUGGCUACAAAACUUGCUAAGGAUUUAAACACGAAUAGUAAUAAAAAUACAAAGAAAUCAGUUCAGUCACCUUCAUCUAAAAUUGCUAAAAAUGUAGAAACCUCAGAUCGUUCAACCGCUAGAGCGAAAAUGACAAUCGGUAUUGGAGGAAGUAGAAGCAGUACCCUUCCGCGAACAGCACCUAGAAGCAAUAGAAAUGCAAGUCCAACAACAUCACCUAGUAUGCUUAGGAAACAAAUUUCAUCUAGAACCAAUCCACCUAACAUUCGUGCUCCCCCAAACCCUAAUCAAACGAGGCAGAAAGCUCAAAAUUACCUGAAGAAUAUCGAUAAAAGAUUAGCGAAUGCAAUACUUGAUGAGAUUCUCGAAUCGGGUGUUCCUUUAUCAUUGGAAGAUGUAGCUGGUUUAGAAAGAGCAAAACAAGCAUUGCAGGAGAUGGUUAUACUACCUUCUCUUAGACCGGAGUUGUUUACAGGACUACGGACUCCAGCGAGAGGACUACUUCUUUUUGGUCCUCCAGGCAAUGGCAAAACUCUACUCGCAAAAGCCGUUGCUCAUGAGUCAAAAUCAACGUUUUUCAAUAUAAGCGCUGCUAGUAUUACAUCUAAAUUUGUGGGUGAAGGAGAAAAACUUGUCAGAGCGUUGUUUGCAUGUGCUAAAGAACUACAACCAGCAGUCAUAUUUAUAGAUGAGGUUGAUUCAGUGCUUUCUCAAAGGUCGGAUAAUGAACAUGAUGCUAUGAGACGUCUGAAAACUCAAUUUCUACUUGAGUUUGACGGCGUAUCGGGAACGAGCGAAAGAGUUGUAGUUAUGGCUGCAACAAAUCGACCGUAUGAGUUGGAUGAAGCUGCUUUAAGACGUUUUCCAAAAAGAGUUUAUGUCGGAAUGCCUGAUCAGAAUACUCGAGUCAAACUGCUAAAUAGAUUGCUUGAACAGCACGGAAGUCCCCUUAGUCAGCGUGAGAUAAAACAAAUAUCUUCUUUGACUGAGGGCUAUUCCGCAAGUGACUUGACAGAAUUGGCCAAAGAUGCUGCACUUGGACCUAUAAGAGAAUUAGAUCCAAGUAUUGUAAAAGAUGUUGAUGAGACAUCAGUUAGAAAAGUUAAUUUGAAUGAUUUUGUUGACUCAUUACAGAGAGUCCGGAAAUCCGUGCCUCAAGGUAAUAUAGCUAAACUUCAAAAGUGGAGUGAAGAGUUCGGAGAUAAUAGUCUCUAA
Messenger RNA from Dimorphilus gyrociliatus, 1888 nucleotides. NCBI's taxonomy places the organism in Eukaryota, Metazoa, Annelida, Polychaeta, Dinophilidae. The record is from the annotation of a GenBank genome assembly.